AUGUUAUUAUUUUUAAUUUAAGUAGCNCAUACAGAAACACCUUUAGUUGGUGGAAUGAAUAAUCCUAUUGAUAUUAGUAAAAAUAUUGGAAAUUAAACUCCAAAUUAAUUAGCUAAUCUUUUAAAGGAAACUCCAAAAAGGUAAGUAGAAACUUCAAAUGAUGCUUUUGGUAUUAAUAUUGAAGAAUAUGAAAGAGCAUGGGAAGAACCUAGUUAAAGUGUUGCAUAUAUUAAUGCUGAAUAAGAAAGACAAUAAUAAUUGAAAAAUGAAUAGAAAUUAAAAGAAAUGAUUAAAUAAAAAUUAAAAUCUCUACCUAAACCGAAAAAUGAAUUCACGAUUGAAAUUCCUAAAAUGGAUAAUGAAGAAUAAAAAGAAAUGGAAUUGUAAUUUAUUUAUAUUUAUUUUAUUUUAGAGAAAUGGAUGCUGAGGAUAAACUAAAGAUUAUUAAAUAAAAAAAAUUAGUUGAUUAAUAAAAAAAAUUUAGAUAAAAAACAUUAGCUCAUCAAAAGAAUUUACCUCCACCAAAAGAGUUACCAUAGGGUUCAAUUUAUGAAUUUACUCAAGAUUAAUUUAGAAAUGAAAUAGAAGAUAUUCUCAAUUACACUCUAAUACAAUUAAUUAAAGAAGAUAUUUAUGAUAAUUCUAAUGGUUUAGGAGAUAUUACUCUAGCUAAGGAAUUAUUAUAAGAAGAAAGACAAAUAUUAUUAGGAGAUUAAAAUUUACAUGAUCUUGAUAUCAUUUGGAAUUAAGUCAGAUAAUAAUUAUAUUUUGACUAUGAAGAAUCUAAAUUUGUAAAUAUUGAAAAAAUAGAUGAAGAAGUAAGAAUGGCUAUUUUUAUUGAAUAUUUUAGAAGAACAAGAGUAUAAUAUGAAAAAUUAAAUAAAAAAUAAUAAUUCUUUGCAAAUCGAAUCACUAAAUUAAUGAAAGGUUAUGAAGUGAGAAAUCUAUAAUUAGAAUAAGAAAUCUAAUUAUUGAAUGAUAAAAUAGCUGAAAUUCAAAUCAAUAAGGAAGUAUAUUAAUAAGCAUUACAUCAUGAGAGACAUAUUUACAGAGACAGAGUUUAAGAAUUAGUUAAAUAUCAUGAUAUGUUGUAAGUAAAGAGUAAUGAAUUGCAGGAUAAAUAUUCAUAUUUGACUAAAUAACUUUAGGAAUUAGAAUAAGAAUCAGAAAUCUUAGCAUGA
Messenger RNA from Paramecium sonneborni, 1181 nucleotides. The record is from the annotation of a GenBank genome assembly. Lineage: Eukaryota; Ciliophora; Oligohymenophorea; Peniculida; Parameciidae.